Molecule: messenger RNA, 384 nt
Organism: Phaethon lepturus (White-tailed tropicbird)
Lineage: Eukaryota; Metazoa; Chordata; Aves; Phaethontiformes; Phaethontidae
Product: ly6/PLAUR domain-containing protein 2-like
Exons: 3
Coding region: 1-384 (127 amino acids)
Molecular function (GO): acetylcholine receptor inhibitor activity
Source: RefSeq, a predicted model, not a curated record
AUGAAGGUGUUUCUUUCUCUUCUGUUGGUUGCCAUUGCUUUCAUGGAGUUCGUCCAAACCUUGCAGUGUUACACUUGCCAUGAACUUACCGCUGUUGAUAAGUGCCUGACAAUCCAGAACUGCACGACGAAUGAAACCAUGUGCAAGACAACCAUGUAUUCUCUGGAGGAAGUUUAUCCCUUCACGGGAGUCUCGACUGUCACCAAGAUGUGCUCUUCCCUCUGUAUCCCAUCUGAUGUGGAUGAGAUUGGGAUGACACAUCCCGUCUCCUGCUGUUACUCUGACUUGUGCAACAUUGAUGGUGCAGCUAGUUUGAAGAUCAACUUUGUGCCAGUUGGAAUGCUUGCAUGUUCCCUUUGUGCCUUCUUCUGGACUAGACUGUGA